Molecule: messenger RNA, 4885 nt
Organism: Syngnathus acus (greater pipefish)
Lineage: Eukaryota; Metazoa; Chordata; Actinopteri; Syngnathiformes; Syngnathidae
Product: rho GTPase-activating protein 44-like
Exons: 24
Coding region: 758-3709 (983 amino acids)
Biological process (GO): modification of dendritic spine; positive regulation of GTPase activity; regulation of dendritic spine morphogenesis
Cellular component (GO): leading edge membrane; dendritic spine; presynaptic active zone
Molecular function (GO): protein binding; GTPase activator activity
Source: RefSeq, a predicted model, not a curated record
GGCCAUAGUGAGACAACAAAGUUGUUUAAGAAUUUGAAUUUGCAGUUUAUUUGAUUUUUAGGCAGGGUUGUGUAUAAAUUAAAGCUUUGCAGGGUUAAUUUUAGUUAGGUUUUUUUUGUGUGUAAAUUGUUUCGAUUUUGCAGGGUUAAUUGACCGUAAGUUUUUUGUUUACAUCAAAAUACUGUAUUUGCAAUAUUGCCCCAGUCUAAAGUGACAUAAUUGUAUGAGCUUCUCCACUACAUAUCAAAAAGUACGUUUAACCCGAAUGUCCAGUUUUUGUGACGUAUAUAGAUUUUUCGUAUGCAAAUCAUGAUGUGCCUUGAUACAGAACUACGACUGUCCGACUGCCCUUGCACAUCCUCCAACGGAAGUCGCCGAUAAAACAACGCCCAAAGCGGACGUCGAGACAAAACUAAAGUGCUACUGGGCUCAACUGAACGUUCUUGAUUUGAUGGACUUCACCUCCCAUGAUGCACCGCGGCACCAGCGUCAAGCGCAAGUGGGAGGGAGAGCGAGAGCUGUCAGUGGCCGAGCACGGACGUCCAAAUUCGGUCGACAAGCACCACCGUGAACACCUCGGGAGCAGCGAGUGAGGGAGGCGACCCACGGACACACGCCGGCCGUCCGCCCGCGUCGUCGUCCUUCGUCGCCGCUGCUGCAAUGAAGCCAGAAGCGGUUGCUCGGCGUGGAUGUAACGGCGGCGGACGUCAUCCAUGAGACCCCGCGGAGCUUGUGUGGCGCAGAAGACGACGACAAGAUGAAGAAGCAGUUCAACCGAAUGAGGCAGCUCGCCAACCAAACAGUGGGCAGGGCUGAGAAGACCGAAGUGUUAAGCGAAGACCUCCUGCAGGCGGAGAAGCGUCUGGAGCUGGUCAAGCAGGUGUCGCACAGCACCCACAAGAAGUUGGCGGCGUGUCUGCAGGGUCAGCAGAACGUGGAGGUGGACAAGAAGUCGGUCAGGUCGCCGUCGAAGAAACUUCCUUUGGCGACGCUAGCACAAUGUAUGGUGGAGGGGGCGGCGUUGCUCGGGGACGAGUCUAUGCUUGGGAAGAUGCUGAUGCUGUGCGGCGAGACUCAGGACAAACUGUCCCAGGAGCUCGUCCUGUUCGAAGGCACCAUCGAGAGAGACGUCAUGGACCCGCUAUAUGACCUCGCCGAGGUGGAAAUCCCAAACAUCCAGAAACAAAGGAAACAUUUAACCAAACUGGUCCUGGAUAUGGACUCCGCUCGCACGCGGUACUAUCAGUCCGGCAAGUCGUCGGGCAUGUCCAGCAACCUGCAGCCCAGCGGCGGCAAGGCCGAGCACCUGAGGGAGGAGAUGGAGGAGGCCGCCAAUCGCAUGGAGAUCUGUCGGGACCAGCUGUCCGCCGACAUGUACAGCUCCAUGGCCAAAGAACUCGACUAUGCAAGCUAUUUCCAGACCCUGAUUGAAGUCCAGGCCGAGUACCACAGGAAGUCACUGGAGCUGCUGCAGAACAUUCUGCCUCAGAUUAAAGCUCAUCAGGAGUCGUGGGCGGAGAAGCCUUGCUACGGGAAGCCGCUGGAAGAGCACUUAGAGCUCAGCGGGAGAGAUAUUGCUUUCCCCAUCGAGGCCUGUGUCACCAUGCUGCUGGAGUGCGGCAUGGAAGAGGAGGGUUUGUUCCGAGUGGCUCCAUCCGCCUCCAAGCUGAAGAAGCUCAAGGCGUCUUUGGACUGCGGCGUGCUGGACGUUCAGGAGUACUCGGCUGACCCGCACGCCAUCGCAGGCGCUUUGAAAUCUUACCUGCGUGAGCUCCCCGAGCCCCUGAUGACCUUUGAGCUUUACAACGACUGGAUUCAGGCCUCAAAUAUUCCAGACCAAGACAAAAGGUUGCAGGCUCUCCGCGGCGCUUGUGACAAACUACCGCCAGCCAGCAACAACAACUUCAGAUAUUUGAUUAAGUUCCUGUCCAAACUGACGGAAUACCAAGACGUGAACAAGAUGACUCCCGGGAACAUCGCCAUCGUGCUGGGGCCCAACCUGCUGUGGACGCACAGCGACGGCAACAUCACAGAGAUGAUGACCACAGUGUCCCUGCAAAUCGUCGGCAUCAUCGAGCCCAUCAUCCAGCACGCCGACUGGUUCUUCCCCGGAGAAAUUGAGUUCAACGUGACGGGCAACUACGGCAGUCCGGUACACAGCAACCACAACGCCAACUACAGCUCCAUGCCGUCUCCCGACAUGGAGCAGAUGGAGCGGCGGCAGAACGAGCAGAGCCGCAGACCCCUCAGCGUGGCCACCGACAACAUGAUGCUGGAGUUCUACAAGAAAGAUGGCAUCAGGAAGAUCCAGAGCAUGGGAGUCAGGGUGAUGGACACCUCUUGGGUGUCCCGCAGGGGCUCGUCGUCCUCGCGUAAAACCACAUCCACGCCCCCCAGCGUGCGGGCGCCCACCCCGCCCACGGACGCGCUCACCCCCGAGCCGCCCGGAACCCCCUCGGGGUCGCCCUCCCCCACCCCUCCUCCCACUAACAACGAGCGAGCCAGCCCCCGCAUGUUUCACAGCUUCACCUUCCAUUGUCGCAAGGCUCUGCAGUGGAUGAGCUCGGAUGACGCUUCGGACGCCUGUAACGCUCACCCCUCCCCCGAGGAGGAGAGGCCGCCCCCCCCUUACCCGUCUUCCUCACCUUUCUCGCUCCCUCCCCAACACUUUUCCGCCCGAGCACCCCCCGGUAUGCGCCCGCUCUCCCGCAGUCCCGAAUGCGUGCCCGCGGGCCCGUCGCCCCUCCCCCGCCGCUCGGGCUACAGCCCGCCCCCGUUCCUCCACUCCCUGUGCCCGUCCCCGCAGCCCCUUGACAUCAACUCCAACCCGCGAGCCCAAAGCUCCCCGCCCUUGCACAAGCAGGCCUCCCUAGCCGAGCCCCUGCAUGCGCCCCCUGCCGACACAAACGGCUCCUCCCUCUACAUCAAACCCCCGCUCGUUCUUACUCGCCACGAUUUAUUCCUGGGCUCCCCCAAACCCCCUGGCACGCCCUUGUCCGUCCCCCCUCCUUGGGCCACCUGUAGCCGAGAACGAGGACGCAAGGCCGCUAGCACCCUGAAGAACAAGGAACUGUCUCCAGUCAUUGGGCAGAAGGGAUUCCAGGGGACACUUUCUUCUGGCUGCCAGUCUGAGCCCAGCCCACACACUCUACGGAGAGCAAAGAAGCUUGCUCCAAUCCCGCCUAAAGUCCCCUACAGCCAGACGGGGGCUGUGUCGGAGCAAUCCACGGGCCAGCCGUCUCCUGUCAGCCUGUCGCCCACGCCCCCUAGCACCCCUUCGCCAUACGUCUUCGGCUACCCGCAGGGUUACGCCACUAUCGGCUCCCUGGGACACAUCCAGAUGGCCGGCACGCCGUCUCUGUCCUCGCCGCCUUCGCUGGCCGGGACGCUCACCAAAGUCCGGCCCACGCCCAAGCCGCCCCGGCAGAGGCCCAGCUUGCCUCCGCCGCAGCCGCCCUCCACACCCGGCACCAGCCCCCAGUCACUGGAGCACUCGUCUGGCCUGCUGGAUGGUUUGUCUCCUGGAGAAAGCAUGUCCACAGAUUCCUUCUGCAACCUAGAUAUUCCCGUCAUUAACAUGGAGCUGGACAGCCUUCUGGACUUGGCUCACAUCUCCCACCUCAGGCACUCGGUAUCGCUGCUGGACUCGAGCCGCCUCAGAAGCACCGAGUCGGAGGGGGGGGAGGAUUCGGAGAGCACGGUCCUAUGACGCCGCAGCCUCUCCCCUCCUUCCUCCUUCUCCCCUAAUGUAUUCCUGCAUUUGGAUUGCCCCCCUCUUUUUGGUUUCUAUUUGCCUUAUUUGAUGACUUGAACGCCAGACAAGGAACACACAAGCGCGCCAAUCUUCUGCAAGGAAUAUCGACAACUAUUCCCCUCUCGGCAUGGACAUCAGCCUGAGUGUGCACUGCAUGUGUGUGCGCGUGCGUAUUAUCAACCGACAUGCACGUUGUAGAUACUUAGCCGAAUAACAAACAAAACAAAAAAACAUCUUGGUGGUUAAAAUUAAUUUAGUGAAAACUAUUUAUUGUCUAUACUGUACAUUUGCAGAGUUUAUGAUUUCCAAUCAAACAUCAGAUCGUAUUUUAUAUUGACAGGAGAACUCAUAAUACAUUCGAAAAAGACGUUUAAGACGCUGUAACGUACACAGAUUGACCAUUUAAAUCAGUGUUUCCUUCGUGUACCGCUAGAGGGAGCUUGCGCACCACACUUUGAGAAGAACCCCUUGAUCGAGAAGGUCAUUCAGGUGAACGAGAAGAAAACAUGCUCACAUCACCAAGAGGGGGCCCUACUAUUUUUGUCCCAGUUGAUGGAUGCACUUUUUUUCUACAUGGAUGAUGACCACAUGUGAAGGCAUAGAUGUGCAAAGCAUCCUGUUUAUUUUCAGCAGAGUAUUUAUGAUACAGAUCUAUUUCUUGCAAAAGCUUUUUACUUGACACCCAUGUGGGCAAGGAGAAGCUUUCAAUCAUGGGACCAGAUAUAUCUCUCACUUGACACACGCAAAAAAAAAAAAAAAAAGACUGUAAAUAAGUUGUUGUACAUACAUGCUAUGUAUAUAGGGACUUCAGUAUAAAUAUAUAUGUAGAUGUAUAGAAAUACUGGCUGGAUUGAAAUGAACACAUGAAGAUAACACUCAUUGUUUUGUCUCCAUUUUUCAUAUUAGCACAUAUUAGUCUAUUGUUUUACACAAUUAACCCCCUUGGGCUAAUUUUAAUAUUUAUUUGAUAAAAGAAAUGGACAAUACAUGUUGACUUGGACAUGUAAAUUAGUGGGACUGAAUUGUUCAAAAACAGACCAGAGCUCGAUUCGCAAUAUGAAUUGACUGCUAAUCUGCAAUGUUUACAAUUUCAAUAUCUGAUUAAACCUACUAUAGAACAAUUCAAAUAAU